CCUCUCUCCCUUCCUUUCUUCUGCUGUCAAUCAGAACAGAGAAGGUUGGGAUGCUGUUUUCAAGCUCUUUCCUGCUGGUCAUAUCUUUGACAAUCUGCUCUGCCCAACAUUGGUCUUAUGGCCUCCAACCUGGAGGAAAGAGGGAUGCUGAAAAUCUGAUAGAAUCCUUCCAAGAGAUUGCAAAUGAGGUGGACAAACUUGGAGAGCUGCAGCAUUUUGAAUGCAACGUGCGCCAUCAGCGUCCAACGCUCAGAGGCCUGAAAGCUGCCCUUGCAAGUCUGAUGGAAGGAGAGAAUGGACAAAAGAAGAUUUAA
Molecule: messenger RNA, 314 nt
Organism: Rhineura floridana
Lineage: Eukaryota; Metazoa; Chordata; Lepidosauria; Squamata; Rhineuridae
Gene: GNRH1
Product: gonadotropin releasing hormone 1
Exons: 4
Coding region: 51-314 (87 amino acids)
Biological process (GO): multicellular organism development
Cellular component (GO): extracellular region
Molecular function (GO): gonadotropin hormone-releasing hormone activity
Source: RefSeq, a predicted model, not a curated record